AUGUCUGCACAAAACGGAUCCCCUCAGAAGAACGUCGUUCUCAUCACCGGUGCCGGAGGAUGGCUCGGUGGCAUUCUUGCCGGCGAGCUCCUGUCUGACCCCAAAACCCCCGAUGUCCACCUCAUCCUCGCCGACAUUGUCGAGCCCAAGGCUCCCAAAGGCGCCAAGAACGUCAUCUGCCGCAAGGCCGACCUCUGCGACCGCAAAGAGGUCGAGUCGCUGUACACCACCGAGUUUGGUGUGCCCGACACGGUCUACUGUUUCCACGGUAUCAUGUCGCGGGGAUCAGAGGACAACUUUGACUUGGGUGUAAAGGUCAAUGUCGACUCCAUUCGUGAGAUGCUCGAGGUGUCACGGGCAAACCGCCCAGCAUCGGGCGAGCCCAUCCGCUUCAUCUUCACCUCCUCCCUCGCCGUUUACGGUGGACCUCUCCCGGACGUCGUCACUAUCGACACCAUUGCCACUCCCGAGGGGUCAUACGGUAUGGGCAAGCUCGUCGCCGAGAUGUUUGUCAAUGAGUACACUCGUCGCGGCUUUGUCGAUGGCCGUAUCCUCCGUCUCCCUACCAUCGUCGUCCGCCCCGGUGUCCCCUCCGCCGCCACAUCCGCCUUCAUCUCGGGCAUCAUCCGGGAACCCCUCCACGGCGUCGAGGGUAUCUGCCCCGUCGGAAAUGGCAUGGACUCGCCCGAGCUCAGCCUCUCGGCUUGGCUCGCCAGUCCCGAGACCACCAUCAAGAACUUUGUCAUUGCCAAGCACGUCCCGGCCGACAAGUUCCUCCCCCAGACCCGCGUGGUCUACCUCCCUGGUUUCACUGCGAGCGUCAGAGAUGAGCUCGAGGCGCUGGAGAAGGUUGCCGGGCCAGAAGUGUUGAAACUGGUCAAGUUCAAGGAUGACCCCAUCAACCGUCGUAUUGUCGGCUCAUGGCCCGCCAAAUUUGACAACAGCUACCCCUGUGGUUUGGGUUUCGUGGCGGACGAGGGAGGGAUGGUACCUAUUGUCCAACGCUUCAAGAACGCUGUUGAGGCUGGUCUCGCUUAG
Molecule: messenger RNA, 1038 nt
Organism: Dioszegia hungarica
Lineage: Eukaryota; Fungi; Basidiomycota; Tremellomycetes; Tremellales; Bulleribasidiaceae
Product: putative nucleoside-diphosphate-sugar epimerase
Exons: 4
Coding region: 1-1038 (345 amino acids)
Source: RefSeq, a predicted model, not a curated record